UCUCUUACAUGUCCCCAGCUUCAAUGCGCCCCUACCUGUUUUCUGUGUGAGGGAGAAAGAAGCAGCAGACUGAAAACUUGGACAGUCAUGGAUGUCUAAGUGCAGUAGCUGUUUGUGUGUCUGUGUGUGUGUCGAGUGAGUGCGUGAUGUCGGGAGACACCAGCACCCUUUCCUGGAGGAGCAUGUCUCUGACUAGCCAGUCAGAUUCCUCGGACCUGUCUCCAACAGCGGGUGUCCACAGGGAUGUCCUCUCCCAGGUGAAGAUCAUCAAAGUGUGUUUCCUCAGCAACAGCCCCAACCUGGGCAAGAACUUCAAACUCAUCCGCUGUGAGGAGGGAUGGACUGUCAAGAAUCUGAUCAGCACGGUGCUGUCCAGCGGCUGCGUUGGUCCAGAGAUAAAAUACACCCCAUGCUACGGCCUCCUUCUCAAACACCUCAAAUCCUCAGAGAUACACUGGCUGCACCCUGAUCUCACUGUGGCUGAGCUCACCCACCGCUACGAGCAGCAGCACCUAGAAGCUGAGUGGAG
Messenger RNA from Pundamilia nyererei, 529 nucleotides. Its product is annotated as protein-tyrosine kinase 2-beta-like. The transcript is spliced from 2 exons. The record is from RefSeq and is a predicted model, not a curated record. NCBI's taxonomy places the organism in Eukaryota, Metazoa, Chordata, Actinopteri, Cichliformes, Cichlidae. The annotation marks the transcript as partial.